CCGGCACUGCGCUAGAAAGCUUCACUGGUUUUAGUCUGUAGUUGAAUAUUUGUUAUAUGUACAUUUGUGUUCUUAUUAACAGAGUUUUUUGAGUAGGAUAUCUACUCAAUCUAAUCUACAAUGAAUUGUUACGAAAACGACAAUGACGAGGGGGGUAACCCCCCGUUAACCCCCCCUGAAAAGCAAAUUAUACCGGAAAAAUCACGCUCAAAAUACAUUAACGCUUAUAAUACUUUCCGGGAAUGGCAGCAAAAAAAUAACAACGAAAUCAUAUCCGAAAAUGUCCUUCUAGAAUAUUUUUCCGAACAAGCGAAAAUAUGGAAACCCUCGACCUUAUGGGCUCAAUAUUCAAUGACAAGGGCCAUGCUAAAUGUGAAUCAACAAAUUGACACCAAACCGUACAAGAAACUGACCGCUUUCCUGAAAAACCAAGCAAAAGGUUUUCAGUCAAAAAAAGCAAAAGUUUUCACGCCUAAAGAGAUCAAGAACUUCAUAACUGAAGCCCCAGAUGAUGUAUACUUGAGUGCCAAGGUUAUCGCAAUUUUUGGGGUGACAGGGGCAUGCAGAUGCGGUGAAUUCCCGGACAUACUGUGCGAUUAUGUGAAACCAAAAGGAGACAUUUAUCUGGUGGAAAUUCCAAAAACGAAAAAUUGCGUUCGGAGGUCGUUUACAAUUACAAACGAAAUGGUGGACAUCGUGGGGAAAUACGCAGCAUUACGCCCUAUUAAUGUCAAGACCAAUCGUUUUUUCCUCAACUACCAAAAAGGCAAAUGUACUGUGCAACCUAUUGGGAUCAACAAGUUUCGAAAAACUCCUCAAACGAUUGCCAAGUAUUUGCAGCUUGAUAACCCGGAACUGUACACUGGGCACAGCUUCCGCAAAACAUCCGCAUCCAUGUUAGUCGAUGCUCUUAAGCAUUGCUUGGGGAAUUCAGAAGAGGGACCAAAAGCAGUGAAAUCAGAAGAGAUCUCGGACACUGAAAUUGAACUCGAUAACGCGGAGCAGAACUUCCGCAUCACAUCCGCAACCGCGUUGGACGAUGCAGGAGAAGACUUUACAGAAAAAAAACGUCAAAAAUUUGACAACGUAACGGAAGUUAAAUUGGAAGACAACGAACUUGAAAAUACUUACGAAAGUACCGAGAUGAACUAUAAUUAUUCUCACAUUAAGAUUGAGAAACAGGAAUAAUUGCAAAAAGAAUGUUGCAUGUUUUAUUUUGGUAAUAAAUUAU
Brassicogethes aeneus is the source of this 1231-nucleotide messenger RNA. NCBI's taxonomy places the organism in Eukaryota, Metazoa, Arthropoda, Insecta, Coleoptera, Nitidulidae. The record is from the annotation of a GenBank genome assembly.